Messenger RNA from Uloborus diversus, 1261 nucleotides. RefSeq lists its product as uncharacterized. The transcript has 4 exons. NCBI's taxonomy places the organism in Eukaryota, Metazoa, Arthropoda, Arachnida, Araneae, Uloboridae. Bases 21 to 1094 code for a protein of 357 amino acids. The record is from RefSeq and is a predicted model, not a curated record.
GAAUUAUCAUUCGUUCUGAUAUGAAAGAACUGUCUGAUGUGGAGAGAUUUGUUGAUUUAUAUCAAACUUUAACUCAUACAGAGUUCAAUGUGCUGCAAUCGAAACAUAUGACUAGAUGUGUUUUCCGUAAGCGGUGGUUUUGUCAUUUUCAUGGAAGAACUAAACCAGUACUUGAUUAUGGAUGCCGAGCUUCAGUCGAUAUUCUCAUUAAAAAAGUAACUAGAAGUACUGCUAGAAAUGAUCCUUUCUUGAAGUUAAAACCUCCCCUUCCUGCAGUCAUAAAAAUUCACUACCCUCACACUCAUCCUGUGUUGGAAAAGAAAUUUUUGAGAAAAAAUAAAAUGACAAAUGAGAUGAGGAAAAUAUUUUAUGAAUAUUUCAAGCAUGAUAUUGUGGGAAUGAAUGCCAAGAAACUUCACCUCAAGUUAUUGCGAGAAGCAAAUUUCCCAUACAUGGAUGAUCGAUGCAUAAAUCCUCGCUUAGACACAAUAUAUAGACUUCACAGAUUUUGGUUGAAGGAGGUUGCACCUAAAUACAGUAUUGAAGCAGAUCCGGCAUCGGAAAAGGAAGAUGGUAGUUCGCAACUUGAAAACAUAAAAAAAGAAGACUCUUGCCAUGAGGAUUUUGUAAAUCAUAUGAAAGAAACUAUUAUUGGGCUUACCAGCUUUGAUGCAGAACCAAGUGCUGAUAUUUUUGACAUUGAAUCAAUUAAAAGUGAACCAGUUAUGGAUUCAGCUCCCAAAGAUAACCUCUCAAUCAAAAAAGAGCGUACUGAAAGUGAAGAUACUGUUCAAGAUUUUAUUUGCAUUGCCAAUGUUUCCGGCAAUGCCAUAGAAUUGGCAAAUUACAGAGACCAACAAAGAAUAAGUUGUUUAAAUUAUAUGAUGAAUCAGUACCGACCAAUCAUGCCGAAACCAGUUCCAGGAGAAACUAAUUCAAAAAUUGAAAUUCCAGCAAAUAACAGAAUUGUUUCCACUCCAAUUAAUCCAAAUAUUCUUCAGAGUACAAAAAUUCUUCAUCAAAAGCCUAUUUUGUUCUCAAAGCAUGGAGUUGUGAAAGUAAAUGCUAUAAUGAUUCAAAAUAUAAAAAGCUAGUAAUUCAUAAUUUUUAUUGAUAUACUAUUUAUUUUAAAUUUAAAAAAAAAUUCACUUAUUCAUAGUUUUUACUUUGAAAAUUACUGCAAUAUUAACAAUCUGUUGAUAAAUUUAUAAUCAAGCUUGAAAAGAACUUGUUUGGGCUCUUGAAAAGAUGAAGAUACUGU